AUGAAGGACUCCUGUGUUCUGGGCACACUCACCUUGAUCUUUGGCCUGCUUUCCAGUCUCCAAGGAGCAACCACCAAUGAGGGUGUAAACACAUGUGACAGCUUAAGCUGCCCCAAAGGAUUCACAUGCUGUGACAAUGAAUGCUGCCCAGAAAGAAAGGUCGGGGAUCCUGCAAAUAACCCCUUCAGGGUCCUGUUCAUCGUCUUAUUGGUCAUCAUCGAGCUCUUGUACAUCUGUGUGCUAGUGGAGUGCUUCUGUCUCCACUAUAGAAGCGAGCAGCAUGAUGUCAGAACAGGGGAUCCACAGACUACCCGAGAACCGCCCUCCAUUGCUCCCCUAGAGAGCAUUUGUGUCAGCUCCUUGGAUCCCCCAUCACCUUACAGUCAGGUGUGUUUUUCUGUCCCAAUGCCUAAUGAUGAGACCAGGUGCGAUGCCACUUCUAAGGAUAAAUCUGCAGAGAGGCCCACACCAAAGCUCACAAAGAUGCAGAUGCGCACCUUCUGGUGCUCUGGACCGGGUGGGGUGUGA
Molecule: messenger RNA, 528 nt
Organism: Apodemus sylvaticus (European woodmouse)
Lineage: Eukaryota; Metazoa; Chordata; Mammalia; Rodentia; Muridae
Product: transmembrane protein 92-like
Exons: 5
Coding region: 1-528 (175 amino acids)
Cellular component (GO): nucleoplasm
Source: RefSeq, a predicted model, not a curated record